This is a messenger RNA of Zingiber officinale, 798 nucleotides long. RefSeq names its product NDR1/HIN1-like protein 10. The coding region runs from base 1 to 798 and encodes 265 amino acids. The transcript has a single exon. Gene Ontology annotation, cellular component: plasma membrane. The record is from RefSeq and is a predicted model, not a curated record. Lineage: Eukaryota; Viridiplantae; Streptophyta; Magnoliopsida; Zingiberales; Zingiberaceae.
AUGAGUUCCUCCGCCGGCAAUCCCAAGACUGCCGUCGUCACCGGCUAUCCCAACACUGCCGUCGUCAUCGGCUGCCCCGUCCCCGCCUCCGGAUCGAACGGCUCCCCUCUCCCGCGACACUUCUACCCUCCUCCUCCUCCUCCUCCUCCAGCGUACGCUCCUCCUCCUCCCCGCUCCCGCUACACCACCAUAUGCAUAUUCCUUACCCGCCAUUGGAACCUCGCCAUGGGGGUCUUCAUGGCCCUCGUCUUCCUCGCCGUUGUCAUCAUCAUUCCCGUCCUCUUCCUCGUCCCCCGCAUGUCCGAGUUCGCCGUCUCUUCCGCUUGCGUCACUGGCUUCAACCUCUCCUCCGCUCAACAGCAGCAAUUGUCCGCUUCCUUCGACCUCAACCUCACCGUCCACAGCCCCAACCGUCUGAUGCGCAUCUACUACGAGCAAGUCACCGCCAGCGUGGUAUAUGCCUCCGACAUCUUGUCCGAAAACACUCUCGCACCCUUCGAUCAAGGGAAGGGCGAAACCACCGUUCUCAGAGUUCGGUUGGCGGUGGUCGGGGAGUACGUCAAUUCCGAUGUGGCGAGGGGGAUCGAGUCGGACCGUGGGCGAGAUGGUGCAGUAGGAUUCAAUGUUAGGGUUUUCUCCUGGGUUAUAUUUCGAUCCGGAGCACGGACGACCAGAUGGUCUAUCUUGAGUGUUCACUGUGAUGACGUUCUGAUUGGGUUCGGGAAUGGUACGGCUAGCACCGGUUGUCUGCUUGGCUCGGCACCAAAGAAGUGUAUUGUAAUCUCUGACUCUAAGUAG